CAGCGUGCUCCGGGCACCUCCGAGCCCGUCUCGGGAAAGCUCCCAGGAAAGCCCCCAGGGCGGCCGGGCACCUGGCCCUCCCUCGGCGCUCCUGGUGCCGUCCGGGCACGGGCCAUGUCCAGCUGCAACAGCCCCGGGGGCCCCGCUGCCCUGGAUUUUCCCGAAGUCCUCAAGUCCCUGCUGGAGUACUCCUUGCCCUGGACCAACAAAAUGACAGAUAAAGAGAAGGAGAAGAUAAAACUUGAGGAAGAUGAAGCAGCAGCUGCCAGCACUAUGGCAGUCUCUGCUUCCCUUAUGCCACCCAUUUGGGACAAAACUAUUCCUUAUGACGGAGAGUCUUUCCACUUGGAGUACAUGGAUCUUGAUGAGUUCCUUCUGGAGAAUGGAAUUCCUUCCAGCCCUACUCACCUGGAUUUGAACCAGAAUCCACUCUUGCCUGUGGCUGAGCUGGAAGGAAAGGAGUCUGCCAGUGCUUCCACUGGCUCACCUGCAUCAUCAUCAUCUACUGCAGUUUACCAGCAAUCUGAAGCGGCCUCCAGCACAGAGUCCCCUCCACAAAAUGAGAGAAAUACUCCCAGCCCCAUUGAUCCUGACUGUGUAGAAGUUGAGGUGAAUUUUAACCCUGACCCUGCUGAUUUAGUGCUGUCCAGCGUGCCUGGUGGUGAGCUCUUCAAUCCUCGCAAGCACAAGUUUACUGAAGAGGACCUGAAACCGCAGCCUAUGAUCAAAAAGGCCAAGAAGGUUUUUGUCCCAGAUGAGCAAAAGGAUGAAAAAUACUGGACGAGGCGAAAGAAGAACAAUGUGGCAGCAAAGCGCUCCCGUGACGCUCGGCGAUUAAAGGAGAAUCAAAUCACAAUUCGGGCAGCCUUCCUCGAGAAAGAGAACACGGCCCUGAGGACGGAGGUCGCAGAGCUGCGCAAGGAAGUGGGGCGAUGCAAGAACAUAGUUUCUAAAUACGAGACCAGAUACGGACCCUUUGACUUAUCUGAUUCCGAGUGAUGCAACUUUAAAGACUUAUAAAAACAAAGAAACUAAAAAGCACACAUGAAUCGCCAGUCUUCAGAGUGAGCGUGAAAUCUGUGAGGUGUCCCAACACAAACAACUGACGAUGACCCUGCCUGCCUGCUUGCCUGCAAGUACCCCAUCUGAACUACCCAGGGCUGGGCAUGAUGACAAGUGCAAAGUCUCCUUAAUUCUGUAUAUGGCUUUCUUAUCUGUCUCUCUCACUGUAACUAUGAACUACAAUAAGCUUGCUUACUGGGGUUUUGUCAAGACACUCAAAGUUCGUUUCUCCAAGUCUGUUGACAACCUGUGUGAAUAGUGACUCUUUGUUCCAGCGCUUGAGUG
Molecule: messenger RNA, 1347 nt
Organism: Tinamus guttatus (white-throated tinamou)
Lineage: Eukaryota; Metazoa; Chordata; Aves; Tinamiformes; Tinamidae
Gene: TEF
Product: TEF transcription factor, PAR bZIP family member
Biological process (GO): regulation of transcription by RNA polymerase II
Cellular component (GO): nucleus
Molecular function (GO): RNA polymerase II cis-regulatory region sequence-specific DNA binding; DNA-binding transcription factor activity, RNA polymerase II-specific
Source: RefSeq, a predicted model, not a curated record